Molecule: messenger RNA, 705 nt
Organism: Budorcas taxicolor (takin)
Lineage: Eukaryota; Metazoa; Chordata; Mammalia; Artiodactyla; Bovidae
Gene: CHCT1
Product: CHD1 helical C-terminal domain containing 1
Exons: 6
Coding region: 1-705 (234 amino acids)
Source: RefSeq, a predicted model, not a curated record
AUGGAAGCCUCUGAUGGGCAGGCGGACGAAAGGGAGGAGCCUCUAGAGCAGGGGAUGAAUGCACCCAGCUUAGAGAAGAGCUCCAAUACCGCCCCAGCCAAAGACUCCCUUGUGCGCCAUGCCAAGGGCCUUGACCGGGACACCUUCAAAAUUUGUAAAGAAUAUCUAAGGCCACUGAAGAAAUUCCUGCGAAAGCUGCACCUGCCAAAGGACCUUCCGCAGAAGAAAAAACUGAAGUACAUGAAGCAGAGCCUGGUGAUCCUAGGGGACCACAUCAACACCUUUCUGCAGCACUACUGCCGAGCCUGGGAAAUCAAGCACUGGAAGAAGAUGCUCUGGCGGUUUGUCUCCCUCUUCUCAGAGCUGGAGGCGAAGCAGCUUCGCAAACUCUACAAAUAUACCAAGAACAACCAGACCACCAAGUUCCUGGUGGCCUUCUGCCCCUUGGAUGCCCCGGAGAGCUCCUUGCUGGCUGACCAGGAGGACAGUCUGCCCAAGCUCUGCACUGCCUGGGGGCUCCGCAGCCAUCUCAGUGGCAUGAAGGAGAGGCUGUCCAAGCUGCAGGCCCCGGGUCACCCGGCCUGCCUGCUGAAGGAGCUGAGAGCCAGGGGCCCCCGCAGGAGAGGUUCUAAGCUUCCUCAAGAGCCGAAACUCAAGAGAAGGAGGAUUAAGGAAGCCCCAGACACUCCAGAGACCGGUCCGUAG